AUGGAAGGCUUGCUGCCGUUCCUGUACAGGGCCAUCAUCCUCCACUACGCGGAAGGCGGGUGGCGGACGGACACCGGAGACAACCCCUUCCUCGACGGCGACUCGCCAUCGGCCUCUCAGUACUACUACGUCCGCCUCACUGGCAGCCCUGACGACUCCAGUCAACUAGGGUUUGCCGCCGCUCCUCCGGCCAGCCACGGCGCGGUCCUGUGA
Messenger RNA from Triticum turgidum subsp. durum (durum wheat), 213 nucleotides. Lineage: Eukaryota; Viridiplantae; Streptophyta; Magnoliopsida; Poales; Poaceae. The record is from the annotation of a GenBank genome assembly.